Cyclocybe aegerita is the source of this 3129-nucleotide messenger RNA. The record is from the annotation of a GenBank genome assembly. Lineage: Eukaryota; Fungi; Basidiomycota; Agaricomycetes; Agaricales; Hemipholiotaceae.
AUGUCGUCCAACGAAGAGGACUACAACGACGGCGAGAAUAGCCAACAGGGAUUUCAUGGCUCAAAAAAGCGCCGCAUACAGCGCGCCUGCGACAUCUGCAGGAGGAAGAAAAUUCGAUGCGAUGGCGUGCAAAUGCCGGGUAAUCGAUGCUCAAAUUGCAUAGCCUAUAGUUUUGAGUGCACAUAUGUCGAAGCUGCGAAGAAACGUGGCCCUCCUAAAGGCUAUGUGGAGAGUCUUGAGACACGAGUGGAGAAGUUGGAGAAACUCUUACGCCGGCUAUGUCCGGACGACAAGGUGUAUAAUGAAUUGAACAAAACUUUGGAAAAAGAUAAUUGGGCACUCGAUCCACCUCCCGCCAAUCCCAGCGCGCUGGUCCAAAAUCCUACAGGCCAACUCAAACCCUCUCCUCUCGAAAGCGUGACCUGCGCCAUUCGUGCAGCAGGCAACAAAACCGCACCCACACCUCCCCAACCUGAAGACGAUGAUGACGACAGUACCCUCAUCCUCGCCGAUAACCUCAAACGAUUGACGGUCGAUCCACAUGAGUAUCGAUUCUUCGGAAAGUCCAGUGGUGCCAUGCUCAUCCACACAGCCCUGGAGUUGAAGAACGAAUAUUCGGGCGUGGAGAGUGAUUCCAAGAUGCCAGUGCUGGGAAGGCAGCGGGCCGAGUUUUGGACUCUUCGUCCGUGGGAAAGCAGGAUCAAUGCAAAGAAACCUGCCCCCGUGUACCAGUUCCCGGAACCUGACCUUGCCGAGCACCUCAUCGAUCUGUACUUCGAGUACGUGAACCUCUACCUGCCCCUCCUCCACCGCCCGACGUUCGAGAAGUCGGUGCUGGAUGGGCUGCAGCACACAAAUCAGAGCUUUGCGUCGGUGUAUCUAUUGGUAUGCGCCGUCGGCUCGAGGUUCUCAGCGGACCCGCGCGUGCGCCUCGACGGCGUCGAGUCGUACCAUUCGUGCGGGUGGAAAUGGUUCGACCAGGUGCAGGUCGUGAAGAAGUCACUCCUCUCGCCGCCCUCGCUGUACGACCUCCAAUUCUAUUGUCUAUCAGUCCAGUUUUUGCAGGGUUCAUCCGCGCCGCAGUCGUGCUGGACGAUGGUGGGCAUUGGUAUUCGGCUAGCGCAGGAUGUUGGAGCCCAUAGGCGGAAGAUCCACACGCGGCCAGUGACGGCCGAAGACGAGCUAUGGAAGCGUGCCUUCUGGGUGCUCGUCUGCAUGGACAGAUCAGUCAGCGCUUCCUUGGGUCGACCAUGUGCCAUCCAAGAUGAAGACUUCGACGUCGACCUACCCAUCGAUUGUGAUGAUGAGUAUUGGGAUGACAGCGACCCUGAGAAACAGUUCAAGCAGCCGUCGAACAAAGCUUCCUUGGUCUCUGCAUUUAUCUUGCAAAUCAAGUUGAACGAGGUCCUGGCGUUCUCUUUACGCACGAUUUAUUCGAUCAACAAGUCGAAGAUCCUCCUUGGAUUCGUAGGGCAGCAAUGGGAGCAGCACAUCGUUGCCGAGCUUGACUCUUCGCUCAACAAAUGGGUUGACUCCGUCCCAGACCACCUACGUUGGGACCCCAACCGCGAAGAUGUGAAGUUCUUCAACCAAUCGGUGUCCCUAUAUGCGGCCUACUACCACAUCCAGAUCCUUAUUCACCGGCCGUUCAUCCCGUCCCCUAGCAGGCCGUCCCCGUUAUCGUUCCCCUCGCUCGCAAUUUGCACGAAUGCGGCCAGGUCGUGCAGUCAUGUUGUUGAUGUGCAGCGGAAGAGAAAUAAGAUGCCGCCGCCACAGAUUCAGAUGGCGACCUUCACGUCGGGCAUCGUGCUCUUGUUGAGUAUCUGGGGUGGAAGACGAUCUGGCCUGUCGACAGACCCCAACAGGGAGAUGGCCGACGUACACAAGUGUAUGCAGGUCCUUAGGACGUCUGAGGAGCGAUGGCACUCCGCUGGAAGACUCUGGGAUAUCCUCUAUGAGCUCGCCUCCGUUGGUGAUCUUCCACUUCCCCAACCUAGUCCUCCCACAACGAAUAAGAGAGAGCGGGAUUCAGAUACCCCUGUCUCAGCCGCUUCCUCAACACCCAGCAUCACCGCGCCUUCACCAGCCAGCAACGCACCAAGGAACAUCGCAGGUUCGAAGCGAUUGAACAAGGACGCCUCGUUGGCUGGACGAACAGCGCAGCCGGCGCAGGGAGCAAGGCCUGGCCCAACACCUCCCCAACAAUCAGGAUCAGUGCAGCAACCACGUCCGCAGCAGUCGAUCCCGAUCCUCUCGACGUCUCUGGCUCCGACGUCGACGCCGAGCUCCCAUCAGGUUGCCGUGCAGCAGGUCCGUGCAGAGUCGUCGUCGUCGGUGGGUGGCAUCGCCCUCCCGCAGGCGCCUGCGGCGGAGCUGUUCACAUUGCCGGUGUAUAGCGACGAGCUUGGACGAUUGCCCCUCCAUGGCCAAGUCAGGUUCUCGGCACAGCCACUUCCCCAGCAACACCCAAACCAAGGAAACUUCUGGUUUGGGGAUCCGACGGGAAGCGGCUCAGUCGACAUGGGCGGUGAGCCGAUGUCGAGCACAAGCACGUCGAGCAGCUCGUCGUUACACCGCCAGCCGUCUCUUGGACACAACUCGCGACCUAGCACAUCUCACCGCCAGCAGCAACAGCAGCAGGCGAGUAUGUUCGCCCCAAUGUCCGAGAUGAGCUCCAUGGCGCAGGGGUUCAACAUGGACCCGGCGUCAAUGGGGAUGAUGUUCGACUCGAUGACACCUUCACUCAGUACGUUCGGCCCACACGCAUCGUUCGAUAUGUCUGGGGUGGAGGGCACGGGUGGUCUCGAGUCAAUGACGGGAAUGGACCCCGGCUUCAGGUCGUCGGUCUCGAUGGAUGGAAGCCAUUUGCACCAACAGCAGCAUCAGCAACUCCCCCAUGCGCACUCGCAGCACCCGGCGCAGCACCAACAGAUGCAACAAGGCCAGCAGCAGGGUAUGAACUAUGGCUUCGUGGAUAGCGACACGAUGGCGAUGUGGUCUGCUGCACCGACCGGCUUUGAGCUGGAUGAGUGGGGCACAUAUUUGACGAACGUUAGUGAGCUGACUCAUUCACAUGGUCAACCUCAACCCUCUGGUUCUGGGAUGCACCUCCAUCAUCCUGGCCCGUAA